AUGCCCCUGGCCAGACCGACGACGUUGUCGCCGCCAAAGGUUCCAGUCUCGCCGCCACGGAGGCUGCUGACUCCGCCGCCACCGUGGCGCUCGCCGCCGCCGCGCUCACCGCCGAUGCUUCCGUCCGAGAUCCGCCACUGGUAUGCCGGAGAAGAGGCGACGCCAAGCCCACCCCACGCCCCGCUUCUUCCGCUCUCGCCGCUCUUCCGCGAGCGUGCCGAGGAGCUGGAAAUGUCGCCGUUGCGUGACCAGCCGAGGCCGGCGUCUCCGCUGUCGUGGCUGGCCUCGCCCGGAGCGGCGAUGCGACCCAAGCGCACCUCUCGUGCAACCGGCCCGCGGCUCUCGGAUGCAGUGCCGCUGCCUGCUGCGCUUUCAGCAUCAGGACUGGCGCCUUCAGCGUCGGCUGAUGGGUGCGCUGACUCCCGCGCUGAUGCGGGCGCUGGCGCCGAUCUGGUCUCCGACGGCUCGCGAACGUAUGUGCUCGGUGACGGAACUGGCGAGGCCGUGCUGGAGCGGCUUGCGCGACGCUCGUUUGCCCCCCAGCCGCACGUGACAGAUCCGCGGUAUAGCGAGCGCAACUCGCUGGCACAGCAGCUCGCGUCGAGGGCGCCACCGCCGCCGGAUGCACAGCUCGCUGCGCACCUCGCGCAGCGGCACCGGUGCGGCUCGUACAACUGGAUCCUCCCGACACCACCACGCAUUCCCACGCCUACCCUACCGGAGCGCUCGACGGCCACACCAGUGUACUCGGGACGAGCAGCAGUCAUUGUCCCGCCGCGGCCUCCGCCGUCGCGCCGGCUCCCUGGCCAGCCGCCGAUCUCGCUCUUGCCACCGCGCCGCCGACUGCCAGGCACUGUGGCCCGAAUCACCCAACUCCCGACUGACAUCCAUCUGUCACUCGACUUUGAAGCGACGGCACACUCGUCACCGAUAGCCACCACCAUGGCUGCAGCCUCUGAGGGCUCGGACCUUCUCCGGACCCGCCUCAGCGACAUUGUACACAUGCUCAUUGCAGAGUUUCCCUACCGCAACGUGUUGCGGACAUACACGGUGCCUACCGAGAAGCAGCCUGUGUGGCUCUCAACAGCAUCGAGCUCGGCACAGCAGGCCGAGGUGGAGACCCAUCUGAGGAACGUGGCUCUUGCUCGACUCGAAGCUGUCGUCCUUGCUACGCUCGAGGGCACCGAGUGGGUGGCGGUCGAUGGCGAGGGCGUGACCGGUGGACGACGCGCGAGGCAAUCGGCUGAUGGUGAUGGCGAUGACGAUGUCGUGGUUGUGGAGCGAGCGGGAGAGAUGGAUGAGGCGACGUCGGACGCUGUGGUGGGCGCGGCGUCGCCGGCUGUGCCGCGGCUAGCGCCGGGCUCCCGAUGGGUGCUAGAAGAUGUGGCCGAACUGGUCGCCGAGUCCAAGUUUGUUCGUGGCAGCCUUGCGGCGGCGGUAACGGUCAUGACCGGCGUGCUGCCAGGCCUCAUUGUGGCGUCGUGCUCUUCCAAGGCCGACGUGGCGGCGGUGAGCGUGACGUCUGUGGCGGCGCUCGGCCUUUACCUCGGCGGGCUGGUGACCGGACCAGUGGCACUCGGCUCGACUGCGGCGGUCGCGGCAUAUCGCAGCCUCACGUGGUCGCAGCGCGUGGUGGCGCAGGCCAAGGCCAGUGUCGAGGCACAGCUUGCAGCAUCGCUGGCCAACCGGCGCGCCAUUGCCGACGCCUUUGCCGCUGCCUUUCUCGACGAGCUCCGCAGCGACCCAGAUCGCUUCAACCGCCUGGCACUGCUCAUCGUCAAGCGACAGAAGCGCCUCGCAGACGAGCGGGCCGCCGCCGCCGCCAUGCCUGCGCUCUCCGACUCGUGGCUCGUUGUCGAUCACGACGAGGCCGAGCCCGCGGCAGCAACCGCGACCACGCUCUCUGGACACGCGGUGCCUCCACAGUCGCCGUCGGAUGCCAUUCCGCUCGAUGCUGUUCUCAGUGGCGGCCAGGCGUCGGCGCCAAUGGCAGUCUCGAUCUCGGUGCUGGAGCACGCAGACCGGCUUGCGCCCAACGUACGCCAGCCAGUGCCGGAGCGUGUGCCGGACCGAGCGCAGUAG
Thecamonas trahens ATCC 50062 is the source of this 2082-nucleotide messenger RNA. RefSeq lists its product as uncharacterized. Lineage: Eukaryota; Apusomonadida; Apusomonadidae. The coding region runs from base 1 to 2082 and encodes 693 amino acids. The record is from RefSeq and is a predicted model, not a curated record. The transcript is spliced from 3 exons.